Exserohilum turcica Et28A is the source of this 897-nucleotide messenger RNA. RefSeq lists its product as uncharacterized. Gene Ontology annotation, cellular component: HAUS complex; cytosol. Lineage: Eukaryota; Fungi; Ascomycota; Dothideomycetes; Pleosporales; Pleosporaceae. The transcript has 2 exons. The record is from RefSeq and is a predicted model, not a curated record. Gene Ontology annotation, biological process: spindle assembly. Bases 1 to 897 code for a protein of 298 amino acids.
AUGGACGCCCUCACGCCCUCGGACCUGUUUUCGCCGUCAAAGGCACGCCAGCAACGCGCCCAGGCCCACGACUGGGCGCAGAUCGACUUGUGGCUGUCAUACAAAUACGCCGGCCGCACCGUGCCGACGUUUGAGCGCAACGAUGACACGCUCAAGGCCCUGCGCGAGCUGUCCGUGGCAAACGAAAGAGCCGACGAAGAGAGAGCCGUCAUGGAGCGCGUAGAGAGGGAGGCGCUGCGCGAGCUGGACGAGGUCCAAAGCAACGAGCACGACGAGCGCAUCCUGUCGCAGCUGAGAGCCAGCCUCACGCCCGAGGGCGAGCAGGCUCUCGAUGCGCUGGCAUCGACCGCCGUCGCUCUCAACACGCCCACGGCCAACCCCGAGUCUAUCGCGCAUGCGCUCAUCUACAACACGACCACGUCGCAGAACCUCACCAACCAGCUUGCACACAUUGCGGCGCUGCAGGGCUACGUCGAUAAGCAGCAGUCCCUCCUCCGCACGCAGCUGCACGACAUCCAGACGAAUCCCGCCUUCUCCACGCCCCCGACCCUGCAGCGCCAGACCACCGAGCAGACGCGCCAAAUCAAGCACCUGCGCACCAAGAUUCGCGAGUACGAAGACAAGCUAUCGUCUGUGCAGUCAUCACAGUCGCGCAACAUGACACCAGGCUCCAAGAACAUUGGGUCUGCCGAGGCCAUAAACGACAUGUUGGAGCAGCAAAAGGCGCUAGACGAGCUCCGCGAGAGGGUCGAGGCGGUAGAGCGGGAAGUCAGAGAGUUCGCCGGACUGCCUGCUGACAAGGAAGCUGCGAGGAAAGAAGUGGGCAAAUUAGAGGUCAGGCUGGACGAGGUGCGGAGAAGAAGAGACGAGCUGUUUGAGGGUCUCGUGGGGCAAUAA